AGAGUACGACAGUUUAGCAGUGAAGGUACGAUAAGAUUGGUGGUGGUGAUGGUGAUGGUGGUGGUAGCAUUGUCAGUGUUGUGGUGGUGGUGUCGCUGUGUCCGUGAGUGAGAGAAGCCAAACACCGCAAUCAUGGUACUGGAGAGCACGAUGAUAUGUGUGGACAACAGUGAAUACAUGCGGAAUGGCGACUAUGUACCUACACGUCUCCAGGCUCAGCAGGAUGCAGUCAACACCAUCUGCAGGUUCAAGCUUCGCUCCAACCCAGAGAACAAUGUGGGUCUCCUGACGCUGGCCAACAGCACAGAGGUUCUGGCAACACUGACAACUGAUGUGGGCAAGAUCCUGACUCCUCUCCACAAGGUGCUGCCCAAUGGAAACAUCAAUCUGCUCACUGGGAUCCGCAUUGCCCACCUGGCCCUCAAGCACCGUCAGAGCAAGAACCACAAGAUGCGCAUUGUGGCCUUUGUGGGCAGCCCUGUGGAGGUUGAGGAGAAGGAGAUUGUCAAGGUGGCAAAGAGGCUCAAGAAGGAAAAGGUCAACAUUGACAUCAUCAACUUUGGUGAAACGGAUAUGAACCAGACACUGCUUGAGUCUUUGGUGAGCACCAUUAAUGGACGUGAGGGAGGCAGCUCCCACCUGGUGACUGUGCCUCCCUCCCCACACCUGGCUGAUGCCUUACUCUCAUCCCCCAUUGUUCAGGGUGAGGAUGGGGCCCCAGCAGCCACCUAUGCUUCAGGUGGUGGCUUUGAGUUUGGAGUCGACCCCAAUGAGGAUCCAGAACUUGCUUUGGCCUUGCGGGUGUCCAUGGAGGAGCAGCGGCAGCGACAGCAGGAGGAGGAGCGGCGUGUGGCCCAGGAGUCGGCCAAGGUUGCCCCCAUGGACACCACCCCCCAGCCUCCAACCACCACCCCGACGCCACAACCCGCUGCUGCUCAGGAAGGUGUGCAGUCUGAAGAGGAGAUGCUGCAGCAGGCCCUAGCCAUGUCUCUAGAGGCAGGUCGGCAGCCCCAGACUGGCAGUGGCACCCCUGCUAGUGCUGCCACGACAGGGAGUAGUGGGAAGGCUGCUGCAGCUACCACCACGGCCACAGCUGCUACUGCCACUACCACUACCACUGCUACCACUACCUCCACGGGACCCACUCUCCAAUCAGCGGCCAUUCCUGAUUUCUCAACAAUGACUGAGGAGGAGCAGAUUGCCUAUGCCAUGCAGAUAUCCAUGCAGGACUGCAAACCUAAGGAAGAGCCCAUGGACGUGGAUGCUCCGAAGGCUGCUGCUGCCACUCCUUCAGAAGCCCUUAAGGUAAAGAAGGAGGAGGAGGAGCAGGACUUCUCACAGGUGAUGGCUGACCCAGCCUUUCUGGAGAGUGUCCUGCAGACCCUGCCCGGUGUGGAUCCUCAGAGCCAAGUAGUGAAGGAAGCAGUGGGCUCCCUAACUCAACAAGAGAAAGACAAAGACAAGGAUAAAAAGGAUAAAAAGAAAGAUGAUAAGCAAUGAGUAAUCAAUAUCUAGGGUGUAAGAUUUUGUGUUGGCUACUAGAGGCCGUGUCAAGCAGAAGCUAAAAGGGGAGACGAUGCAUAGUAGGGAUAAGGAUGAAGGUUUGGCUUAAUUUAGAACAUUUUUGUUUAGUAUUGUUUUAUCUAUUUUAACAAUCUAGUGAAGAUCUAUCUGUCAGAUGUUUGUGAAAUGUGUUGUACACUGGAGACAUAUUGAAGCAUUUGAUAUAUGACUUGGGGCUGUGUAAGGUCGCUGGUGGUGUUUUGGCAACGAUUGCACUGCUUCUCAGGUGUCGUCUUUGUAAAUCACCUCACCUUAUACUAAACAAACAAACAAACAUGGAAACUGGGAAAUUGGGUGUAAGUGGUGAUCAUGGCAACGGGUUUUCAAGAUUAUUGUUAUUUAUUUGUCUUAUUUAGCAGCUCAGUGGAAUUUUAUGCAAAUCAUCCAGUAAGCUUUAUCAAGAAACAAAGUGUGAAUUUCGAUAGUAGUACAGUAUAUAAUGUUGCCAGCUGUGUCUCAUGAAAGUCUUGUGUAGAUUAUAGUGACACUAAAUUGGUCAGUUAGUUAGCAAUUACAUUAGCUGCUAUCAAACAGCCAGGCAGUUGUGUGGUAAGAAAGCAGCACCCAAGCUGUGUGUGUAUCUGCAUACACUGUAAUAUACCCUAACUGUCAUUCUACAGUGUCUUUCCAUGUUUGUUCCAGGUUAGUCUUUAUUCUUUUCAUAAUUUUGGUAUGUUGUUAACUGUCAAUAAACUCUCUUGUAUAAGCCAA
Molecule: messenger RNA, 2274 nt
Organism: Portunus trituberculatus (swimming crab)
Lineage: Eukaryota; Metazoa; Arthropoda; Malacostraca; Decapoda; Portunidae
Gene: Rpn10
Product: 26S proteasome non-ATPase regulatory subunit 4-like
Exons: 10
Coding region: 133-1500 (455 amino acids)
Biological process (GO): proteasome-mediated ubiquitin-dependent protein catabolic process
Cellular component (GO): nucleus; cytosol; proteasome regulatory particle, base subcomplex
Molecular function (GO): polyubiquitin modification-dependent protein binding
Source: RefSeq, a predicted model, not a curated record